UGAAGGGUGGGACGCCAGGCAUUGAAGGUGACCUCAACACUAUCGCUUCUGCUGUGAGUCUUGUCCUGCUAAGAGCCUGGCUAAGCGCACCAACACUCCCUCCCACGAAGUAAAAGUUACCUGAUCCUAACAGCACAACACGCUCAUCAGCACAGCAUAUUUUUCCCACUAGGCCAACAAUGAAGAUCUCGGCGGGGGUGGCUGUAGUGGCGGCGGUGGUGGCGGCAGCGAUGGGCGUGGCGGUGGAGGAUUGGCCGGUGGUGACGGUGAGCGGCGGGCUGGUGCGGGGCGCCAACACAACCGCAUACAACAUCACGUACCUCGAGUUCCUGGGCAUCCCCUUCGCUACCCCGCCCAUUGGCUCACUCAGAUUCAAGGACCCCCUCCCUGCCGAGCCGUGGGAAGGGGAGCUGGACGCCUCCACGUUGCCGCCGCCCUGUGACCAGCUGGCUGUGGUGGGCAAGGAGGACUGUCUCUACCUCAACGUCUACACCCCCGAGGACGCCCUCUUCAUCGACUACCCAAUGCCCGUCAUGGUGUACAUUCACGGCGGAGGCUACUACGGCGGCGGCUCCUUCAACUACCACGGCUUCCAGGAGUUUGUGUCCCACGGGAUGAUUGUAGUGUUGGCGCAGUACCGGUUGGGCCUGUUCGGGUUCCUGUCAACGGAGGACGCGGAAGCCCCAGGUAACCAAGGCCUCAAGGACCAGACGCUCGCCCUCCAGUGGGUGCAGGACAACAUUGCGGCCUUCGGGGGUGACCCAACGCGAGUCACCAUCUUCGGCUCCAGCGCAGGGUCCACCUCAGUCCAGUUCCAGAUGUUGGCUCCGUCCGCCGCAGGGCUGUUCAGCGGCGCCAUCAUGGAGAGCGGUUCGGCGCUGAGUCCGUGGGCGACAGGCCGGGACUUCCUCGCCACUGCCCAGACUGUUGCCGAAAGGUUCGAUUGUCCCACGCUGCCCACCGCUGACCUCGUGGCCUGCCUCCAGACGGUCAGGGCUCACCAACUGGACACCUCCUACUUCUCACUAUAUGACUGGAACCUGCAGCCCUUCUACUUGGCGCCGCGUGUGGACGGGGAGUACCUGCCUGAUGAGCCCGCCACACUGCUGCAGGAGGGCCGCUACCACCACGUGCCAACCAUCAUGGGGGUCAACAGGGACGAGAUGGCCAUGGAGACUGUUGAGAUGUAUGCCGUCCCCAGCAUCAUCGACAGCCUCCUCGGGAACUUCAGCGUCUGUGGGCCAGCGAGCCUCCACCUGCACCCUGACGAGGACCCCAUCAACACAACCCUUACCGUCUACAAUCACUACCUUGGAGGGCUUAACAUCACCAAGGAGAAUAUCGACAACCUAACUAAGAUGUACACUGAAAGACUGUUCCACAUCCCCCACGACUGGACCACUCAGGUGAUGAGCGGCACCAAUGUGGUGUACACCUAUGAGCUGCACCACCGUGGGGAACACAGUUUCUGUAAUCAGUUCGUUGAUGAUGAGCAGGACUUGCCACAGGCAUACACCUACAUUUCUCACGGCGACAACAACCAGUACCUCAUGUACCCAAGGUAUGGUGACCUGCACACACCUGAGGACCAGACAGUGGGCCACUUAUUUACCUCUAUGUGGAUCAACUUUGCUAAUGCUAGGAACCCCACGCCAGACGACUCCCUGGGCUUCACUUGGGAGAUGACAGAGCCAACAAUGUUGUCACACCUCAAGAUCCUGCCUGAGCCCUUCAUGGAGACUGACCAGCGGGCGGAGGCGCGAGCCUUCUGGGAGUCGUUGCCACUCAGGAUCAACAGCCUCCUUAACCAUUAAAAGG
Molecule: messenger RNA, 1818 nt
Organism: Eriocheir sinensis (Chinese mitten crab)
Lineage: Eukaryota; Metazoa; Arthropoda; Malacostraca; Decapoda; Varunidae
Product: juvenile hormone esterase-like
Exons: 13
Coding region: 180-1814 (544 amino acids)
Source: RefSeq, a predicted model, not a curated record